Aethina tumida (small hive beetle) is the source of this 2358-nucleotide messenger RNA. RefSeq lists its product as uncharacterized. The record is from RefSeq and is a predicted model, not a curated record. The transcript has 9 exons. The coding region runs from base 14 to 2236 and encodes 740 amino acids. NCBI's taxonomy places the organism in Eukaryota, Metazoa, Arthropoda, Insecta, Coleoptera, Nitidulidae.
CAGGUGUGUAAAGAUGAGGCUCACCUAUUUCAUAUUGCUAUUGAUACACCUUCACCUUGGACUAUGUCGUACCAACACGACGUCAAAACAAAUCGCAUCACAUCUCUGGGAUUGCUACAAUGACACAGCCAUUCCGGGAAUCACCUCCCCAUUAAACCGAUCUCCAGCCACGUUGAAUUUCUUCCUGGACCUGCUCAGACAAUUGGAGGACAUUAAUAUUUUUAAUAAAGACGCUUAUUCGUUGUCGGAAGCAUUGAUUCGAACAUUUCGACAAGAUGGUAUAGUCUACAAAUAUACAAGUGUCGGCCUUCCAUACACAGCCUUUUACAAUGACAAAAAUGCCAUACUCCAGCACAAGACGUUAACAACAAACGAGAACGAGCUUGAACUCACUGGUUUCACAAAACGUCAACAAUGUGCAGUUCACUUCUUCAUAUCCUCAGGUUCGAACGGAACGGUCAGAGGUGACGAGGGCCAAAGGUGCACGCCCAGAUACAUGAUGAGACUGAGGCGAAGACGUGAAUCAGAAAUUGACGUGUUGACAUCCAGUUCCGAAGUCAGCACAUGCCCAACACAAUCCGGGGUUGUCAGUAAUAAGUGGGGUGAAAUAGAAAUAGGAAACGUCAUAUCGGGCAUAGCUGCAGGUCUAAAACCCCAACAAACAUCGGUGGGUGAUUCGUUGUACAUCAACACGAUAGCUGGCGUUAUUGCCAACUCGUACCUCUACACGAUCCGGUACGACCGUAAACCGUUCACCAGCUCUCAAGAAAACUUGGACAACAGCCUAAGUCCCAAGAUCCUUUAUAACAGCGGUUCGAACGAAUUCGCCCUGAGUAUGUCGACCGUUCGUGGGGCGUUGGACGGUUUCUUUUUGGGACAGAACGUCGAAGCUUGGACGAGACAGUACAGCGAGUUAAGGAUAUCACAGAUAAUUGACAUGUAUUAUUCACCAAGGGGCGUGUUCAACAAUUCAAUAAAGGCAUGCAACAGGAAGACUUUACAACCAAAUGCCCUUACGGAGUCCGCUUUGGUUAACGAGACUGGCACAUUUAUGUACCAUCUCAAUAAUAAAAUUGCAGUAUCAAGUAUGAGCCUUGAAAAUGCCUACGAUGAAGCCCAGAAACUGGUUAAGGAAUAUAUUAGUUAUUUAGGUUCAUCAAAUGAUCUUGGUUGUGACGAGACCAUUAAUUAUAUUGAAAGAAAUGCAGCCAAUAUAAUUGUCAUAAUUGAUACAUCCAUAUCUUACGAAGUAAUGGAAAGAGCUGUGGCGUACAUCUUAGAUAACAUAGAUGUGAACAAGUACGAAACAAGUUACACUUUGAUAAAUGGAAACACCGGAAAGUCUUUAAUAAAUUCAACUUAUCGUUUAAGCGAUUUGGUUGAAUUUUAUAACUCUUCGUAUCAUUCAAGUACUGCACAGACUUUCAACUACAUCGAUUCUAUGGGCUUUGUGGAAGACAUAUAUUCCCAACAAAUUUUAAAUAGGAGUGCUGACGGAAGAACUCCGGUGGUUCUGUUUAUAACCAAGAGCAUACCUAGCGAAACCGAAAAGGAGUUCCUCAGGCAGAGGAAGCAAUUUAUAAAUUCAGUACUACCGGAUGUGUUGUACCUCGUCUUGGGUGCCGGUGAGGCAAACGACUACAGUACCAUACUAACAAACCCGACCCAACACUUCAGUAAACUGGACGAAUCGACCAGUGGCAACAACUUAAAAAUAUCAGUCGACAACAUCAUCAACCGUAUAACUGCUUCACCCAGACAAAUAGUCAACACCGACUGCAGAGAGACCACCGACACCAUCACGUACAGUACCACCUACUACGUGGAAAACAGGGGAAUCGUACGCUACAGACUGUCACCGUACUAUUUCUAUUUCGGGGGCGACAAUAAAAAGAUAAAAAUCCAGGAGAUGUCGACAGGUGUACUGCAGGUUUGUUCGUCAAGAACCAACGAGGCACCCGAUGAAAACGGUGCCGGUACUUGCGUCACCCUCAAGGCCAACGAAACCUCAAUUGAAUUGACCACUGGGGACAGUUACGGUGAAACUGAUCCGCUUUAUUUGUCGGUGCAAGGAGUCAAUUACACAUCAGCAUCAAUCUGUGACAAAUGCCGCUUCCCUGACAGUAUUAAAUUUAAAGUAACUUUGGAGGAUGUGAGAUGUGGAUCCAGUUCAGUUAGAAUUAUUGCCAACACAUUUGUUGUUAUGUUCAUAAUUAUGUUUAAGUUGUACUUUUAGCUUUUGUUAGUUUAAUUUUUUAUACAUAUCUAUUGUUAUUUAUAUAAAUAAAAGUUUGUGUUUUAAUGUAUUGAUAAAAUAGAAUAAGUCUGUAAUAAAAUAAAAAGGAACCGUCUAUAAAA